This is a messenger RNA of Apus apus (common swift), 1593 nucleotides long. It is a transcript of the gene KCNJ13, whose product is annotated as potassium inwardly rectifying channel subfamily J member 13. Lineage: Eukaryota; Metazoa; Chordata; Aves; Apodiformes; Apodidae. Gene Ontology annotation, cellular component: plasma membrane. Bases 173 to 1273 code for a protein of 366 amino acids. Gene Ontology annotation, molecular function: inward rectifier potassium channel activity. The record is from RefSeq and is a predicted model, not a curated record. The transcript is spliced from 3 exons. Gene Ontology annotation, biological process: potassium ion import across plasma membrane; regulation of monoatomic ion transmembrane transport.
AAUGAGACAUACAAACCCAUUUUUAAAUAUUUAAAAAAAAAAAAAAUCUCUACCAACCACUUGUGCGAAGCUUCUUACCAGCGCUGGGACCAACACGCAAGACCAGCCCAGUGCCUCUCCUGGAGACCAGGUAUUCCCCUUCUCCUGCACACAAACCCUUCAAAAACUGAAGAUGAGAAGAGAUACAAUAGAGAGCAAUAACACCAAGGCCAGUGCCCCCCUCCUGACCCAAAGAUACCUGAGGAUGGUCACUAAGGAUGGACACAGCACACUCCAGAUGGAUGGUGCCCAAAGAAAAGGUCUGGCAUACCUCCGGGAUGCAUGGGGAAUACUAAUGGACAUGCGCUGGAGAUGGAUGAUGCUGGUCUUCUCAGCUUCCUUUGUCAUUCACUGGCUAGUCUUUGCAGUGCUUUGGUAUUUACUGGCUGAGAUGAACGGGGACCUGGAGCUGGACCAUGAUGCUCCACCUGACAACCACACUAUAUGUGUCAAGUACAUCACCAGUUUUACAGCUGCUUUCUCCUUCUCCCUGGAGACACAACUCACCAUCGGGUAUGGCACCAUGUUCCCAAGUGGGGACUGUCCCAGUGCUAUUGCCCUGCUUGCAAUACAGAUGGUCCUGGGGCUCAUGCUGGAAGCCUUCAUCACAGGUGCUUUCGUGGCCAAGAUCGCCCGGCCCAAGAACCGGGCCUUCUCCAUCCGCUUCACGCGCUCGGCCGUCGUGACGCGCACGGAGGGCAAGCCCCUCCUCACCUUCCAGGUGGCCAAUACCCGCUCCAGCCCGCUGACCAGCGUCCAGAUCUCCGCUAUACUUUAUCAAGAGCAGGAGAACGGGCAGCUGCACCAAACGAGCAUUGACUUCCACCUAGACAGCCUUACUUCAGACGAGUGUCCUUUUUUCAUCUUUCCACUCACUUACUACCAUUCCAUCACUCCAUCCAGCCCCCUGGCUGCCCUGCUCCAAAGAGAAGCUGCCCACCAUUUUGAGCUGGUCGUCUUCCUCUCAGCUGUGCAGGAGGGCACAGGAGAAACGUGCCAGAGGAGAACAUCCUACCUGCCCUCAGAGAUCAUGCUGUACCAUCGCUUCGCCCCUGUGCUAGCCCGCAAUGCCAAAGGUGAAUAUCAGAUCAAGAUGGAGAAUUUUGACAAGACCAUUCCUGAGCUCCCAGCUGCAGCUGACUCAAAGAGUCCGAGAAGGACUGACAAGGAGAUCAGCAUCAAUGGACAGCAUGCUGACAGCUUCCAGCUCUCCGAGACUGGCCUCACAGAAUAGAGAGAACAGACUCUGAAUUUUGUGCUUUUUUUAAUUAUUAUUAAACUUUCAGGUUCCAUUUACAACCUUCCUUCCUUGCCUGCCCUGCCACUUUCUAGCGAUCUUUCUCUUGUACUCCCAUCCUUUUGAUUACAACAUGAGAGGCAGAGUAAAGAAACCUGGUGUGCCUAUGUAAGCUGAGGAGAGGCCGGAUGAACCACCCAGAAUAAAGUCAGGUACAAGAAUCACAGGACUAAUUCUGGGAAAUUAAAACAGCUACCUGCUGAAUGCACCAGACUAUGAUUAGAGUCGCACUGACCCUGAAAGGAGAGACCUCCCAA